Molecule: messenger RNA, 255 nt
Organism: Symbiodinium natans
Lineage: Eukaryota; Dinophyceae; Suessiales; Symbiodiniaceae
Source: the annotation of a GenBank genome assembly
AUGCUUCUGGCCUAUCUCAUUGGCCAGGACAUCCUGUUCUUCUGGGUGGCCCGCAUGGUGAUGAUGGGACUCACGCUCACAGACAAGGCUCCGUUCAAAGAGAUCUACCUUCAUGGAUUGGUUCGGGACGAGAAGGGCCAGAAGAUGAGCAAGACCAAAGGCAACGUCGUGGACCCCCUGGACGCCAUCGCUGACUAUGGGACGGAUGCCCUGCGCUACGCGUUGCUGACGAGCAGCGCCGGGAGACCCAGGUAA